AUGGGUUCCGCCUCUCUCCUCUCUCUGAACGACGAUGUUCUCUUCGAAAUCUUUUCGCUCCUGGACCGCAAGGAGGCACUCGCGACGUCGUACACCUCCAAACGCGCCUAUCGACUCGCCAUCUCCUACGUCUUCACCGGUCUGCGCUGGAGCAGAACCAUGUACGGGUCUGUACCUGAAACCGAUUCCUCUGAGGCCUAUGCCCUGUGGGAGCACAUGCACGCACCAGAGCCGGUUUUUCAGGUCCCACGCGUCCAACAUCUCCACCACUUCACCACGGUGUUCUUCGAACGAGCCGACGUACCGCUUCUGCACAAAUUUCUCAGCCACGCCUCCAACCUCCGCACCAUCGAUCUCUGGAACUUCGAAUCCUUCGUCGACGAGGACAAAGAAGGUCCCAUCCGAGCCAUCGGCGCGAUGCACCAUCUCGAGCGAGCGAGUCUGAGAUCCAUCCCCUCAACACGGCCCUUCGCUCUCGAGCUGCAGACGAAUCCUGUCCUGUCCGAACCGGAGCACGUAUGGAAGUCCUUGUAUGGCGCGGUGCCUCACCUCCGCUCUCUCGAGGUCACAGUAGAGAAGUGCAUCGUGCACGACUACGUGGACUCCCUGCUUCACGCACUGCAAGACUGGCCGCUCCUACACCUUACCCUCCACUUCCCGCCGCCCACGCAUAUAUGGUCGGCUGAGAGCGUGGCGGAGGCCGACGACCGGCGCGCAGCGGAGCUCCGCCGCGUCGAGGCGCUCCUGCCGCUCCCCCUCGGCUCCUGCGGCCGCCCGUCGCUCCGGCUCCUCGCGCUGCGCUCCUGCCUGCCUGCAUUUAGCGGCCUCGACAGCCCGCAGGCGCGCGGACUCGCGACGGAGCCCGCGCGCGAGGACGACGUUGAGCGGCGGUGGGACCCGACGAGCGAGUUCGUGCGCCCCGCUCUGCGGAGGCUGCGGGAGCUCCGGGAGGAGGUCCCGCGCGACGAGCGGUGGUGGUGGGUCGAGGGCGAGGGUGCGGCGCGCCGACCGGUGGAGAUCUGGCGGGAGGACGGCGAGCGGGCGCGGGAUCUUAUCCAACGCGCGGACUUUGACGCUGCGAGGACCCUCGACGCCGGAAUGACUUCCACGACUUCCCGCUUCUCACAGCCCGACACCUUCUUCUCCCCUGCGUCUCGUCCCUGGUCUCUCGAGACCAUGGUGACAGAAGACGAGUGCGGCGUGCGUGCGCGAAUACGGUAUAGUCCGUCCCGGGAGCCCCUGCUCGCUGGACCCCGACUUCCGAGCUCGUCCAUCUCUCUCUGCACUUCCCCGCCCGCCGACACGCGUCGAGCAUCGCCGAGGUGGAGGACUGGCGCGCAGUGGACACCGGAAGCCGGCCGCGUCGAGGCCUUCCGCCUAUUCCCGCUCCAGUUCGUCGAAGCCGUCCUGUCGAUCCGCGCCGUUGCGCUCUCUGCGCGUCUCCUUGGAUCGACCGGCUUCGACACCAGAGGGCGCGCGCCACGCUAG
Epithele typhae is the source of this 1488-nucleotide messenger RNA. RefSeq lists its product as uncharacterized. Bases 1 to 1488 code for a protein of 495 amino acids. Gene Ontology annotation, molecular function: protein binding. The transcript has 5 exons. Lineage: Eukaryota; Fungi; Basidiomycota; Agaricomycetes; Polyporales; Epitheliaceae. The record is from RefSeq and is a predicted model, not a curated record.